AUGGCUCCCGCCAGCGACCCCAGCCGCGUUGCGCGGAUAAUGCUGUCCUGGCACUCCCUCGAGCUUGUCUCGUGCACGCCCCUGCAAACCCUCUGGGCCGGCUACGGCCACAUCUGCGCGCUCACCGCUCGCGCCCUCACCGACGAAGCAGCGGAGCACCUCAACCAGCUCUGCGGGGUGGCGCACGGCGGCGCGGGGACGCACUACUCUCUCAUCUUGAAGCUCAUCUCGCCGCCAGGCGCAGGCAGCUCGCCGCCCACAGACGAGGGCCACCUACGCAAGAUGCUCAGCUACGAGGUGGAGCAGACGUUCUACGACUGCGUGGCGCCGCGGCUGGGCGAUGAGGUGGCCGUCGCGCGGUGCCUGGCGUCGACGCGGGACAUGGCAGGGCAGCCGUGCGCGGCCGAACUGCGCGGCCUGAUGGCGACUGUCAUGGUCGAUCUGCGCGGGCGGUUCCCCGUUGCCGGGGAGAAGCGCAGCGCGCUGAACGGCACGCAGGUGUGCGCCGCGCUGGACUGGCUGGCUGCGUUCCAUCGGCGCUCGUGGGCGCUGCUCCCGGAGCGGCGCGAUCUGGAUGCGUACGUCCGGCCGCCGCUGGAGGAGGGUCGGCGGCAGCGGAGUGCUGGCGGCGGGGGGAAGGGGCUGUGGUUGAACGGGGGGUAUACGUACCUCGCGACGCGGCGGAAGGAGUAUGCGGCUCUGGCACGAGACGGCGGGUCGGAGUGGUCGGCGGCGCUGUGUUGCGGUGUGGACGGGUCGUCGCGGAGCGUCGCGGAGAUGGUGGCGCUGUUUCUGACGCCGUGUGGGAGGCCGGUCGAGUCGUAUAUCCACGGCGACGUCAAGGCGGAGAAUCUCUUCACGACUGAGAGCGGCGACGAGGUGGCGUUCUUUGAUUUCCACGUCUGA
Molecule: messenger RNA, 906 nt
Organism: Aspergillus terreus NIH2624
Lineage: Eukaryota; Fungi; Ascomycota; Eurotiomycetes; Eurotiales; Aspergillaceae
Exons: 2
Coding region: 1-906 (301 amino acids)
Source: RefSeq, a predicted model, not a curated record